Poeciliopsis prolifica (blackstripe livebearer) is the source of this 1501-nucleotide messenger RNA. RefSeq lists its product as uncharacterized. The transcript is spliced from 4 exons. The record is from RefSeq and is a predicted model, not a curated record. NCBI's taxonomy places the organism in Eukaryota, Metazoa, Chordata, Actinopteri, Cyprinodontiformes, Poeciliidae. Bases 91 to 1467 code for a protein of 458 amino acids.
UCAGGCCUGAUUAGGACGCCGGCUACUUGGCCAGGGGCAUGUGCUCGCCGGCCUCAGUCGGAGUUUUGCAGCAGCAGGGUGAGGAGCAACAUGACCGCGUCCAAGUUCGUGAACCGAUGUCCCGUGUGCUCACGCAAGUCCUGGCGGCUGCGUGAGCACCUGGACGAGAAGCACAAGGUUAGGAAUCCGGUGGAGCGUCGUGUCCUCCUGGCGUUCGCCAGGGGCCGGGUGAACGUCAAGGGGAUGCGGUGUCCGGUGCAGCGCUGCGGGUACGACGGCCGCCGUGUGCAGCAGCACCUGCAGGAGUCCCACCGCGACAUGGGUCAGCGGCAGAAGCGGCGUCUUCUGGCCGGCCUGCAGUGGCAGAAGACGCUGGAGAAGCUGCGGCAGCUGAGGCGCUCGGACCCCCACCCACCCAUGGCUACCGGGCUGGACCUGCCGGAGGCAGGCGACAGGGCCCCGGCAGAGGCGGAGGUUCGGCCAUCCCGCAGCUCACCUCCGCCACGCAGACCGGUGGUGGAGGAUGAGGAGGAAGAGCAGGACGACGAGGAGGACAUGCAGGCGGAGGAACAGGGGGCGCAGGAGGAGCCGGAGGAGCCUGAGCUGAUGGAGGUAGACCACCACCACCACGACGACGGGGGCUCAGCUCCACCAUCGCCGGGACCACCCUUGCCUCCCAGCCCCGACGAGCCACGUUCCCCGGAGCGGGGGAACCAGCAGGACCAGCAGGACCCGCAGGAGGGCGGAUCCAGACGGCAGAGCCCGACCUCGACCACGCCUGCGGACCCCACAGAGCCCACCGAGCCCACCGAGCCCACAGAACCGGUGUCUGGAGGAGUGUCGCAGAUGGAUCCGGAGCUUUUGCGCGACUCAUCGCGGAGGAGGCACGACGUGGUCCUGCGAUACCAGCUAUUCGGUUGCUUCGCGCUGUUGGUCGCUUCUCUGUACGGCCACAGAGCAGGCGUGGUCCGCAACAUGACAGCUGCUGAGGUACGAGAAGCCGAGGAUGGACACCGGCGCGACUCCUCCGGCUAUGUCAUUAACGUGAGACAACACAAGACGGCCAGGGCUUUCGGGAGCGCCCAGCUCUUCCUGACGCCGGAGGAGUUCGGAUGGCUAAAGAGCUGGAUGACCAUACGCAGCAAGCUGCGCCCCCAGACCGACCUGGUGUUUUUCAACUGCAACGGAGGACCGGUACACAAGCUGACCUCCUUCGCCCGGGACGCAUGGGCGAGGAUGCGCCUGCCUGGAUCCCCCUCCCUGACCGACAUACGCACCGCGGUAGCCACGAUGGCGAGGGACACCCAGUGCACGGAGGUCCGAAGGCAGAUGUCACACUUGAUGUGUCACGACACCAGAACCGCGGACCGUUUCUACGCGAUGCAGCUGAGUGUGACCCAGUUGGCCGCCAUGCGCAGGACCUUCGACGUGUCCAGGGGCGACGCUGAGCAGACUGUGGAUGAAUAAUGUGUGCUGGUUCAAUAAAGCCUCCUUAAACGAC